Molecule: messenger RNA, 837 nt
Organism: Magnolia sinica
Lineage: Eukaryota; Viridiplantae; Streptophyta; Magnoliopsida; Magnoliales; Magnoliaceae
Product: protein TIFY 5A-like
Exons: 3
Coding region: 50-496 (148 amino acids)
Biological process (GO): response to wounding; regulation of jasmonic acid mediated signaling pathway; regulation of defense response
Cellular component (GO): nucleus
Source: RefSeq, a predicted model, not a curated record
CGUUUCUCCUCCACAUAACACAGCCUUCUCCUCUCUCCCUCCACCUACCAUGGCCAUCGAAUCUCAGCCGUCGGAUUUAUCAUCAAUGAUAGGAUACCUCUCAUCUUCUGUAGAAAAGACUAGUAAGUCCCUAACCAUGGAUAGGAAUUGCAACUUGGAGCUUCGACUUCUCCCUGCCGGUGUCGAUGCCGAUCUCCCAUCUGCAGAUUCCGGCCCAUCAUCGAGCGAUGAAUUGGCCCAAAACUCACAGCAACUGACGAUAUUUUAUAAUGGCCGGAUUUGCAUCUGCGAUGUGACAGAGAUUCAGGCUAGGGAGAUCUUAUGCCUAGUGAAUCGAGAAAUGCAUGAAAAGCUAACAGCCCGUCAUAUGGACCCUCUUCCGCCAUCUCAGCAGCCUCAACCUCGUGCUCCAGCUCUUUCAAUGAGGAGAUCCUUGCAGCGGUUCCUACAAAAGAGGAAGACUAGGAUUCUGACAACUUCCCCUUACAAGCAAUAGUCAUGGAAAGACUCUCUCCUGCAAUGAAGAAGAUUCUCUCGCCAACAACGGGUCAAAGGCGAACUUCCAAGCACAUGGGCAGAAAAUCGAAUCCGCCGAAUGAACUAAAGGUUCUUCGUAGUGCAAGAAAUGUUGAAAAUUCUCAAUAUCCAAAGGAGAGAGAGUUGGAUCCGCCCAGUAAAUGAUGUCGGAAUUUCUCAAUAUUGAUUUAUAACAUGAAAAUCUGUUAUCAUACGAUAAGUGAAAUCAGGAUUAAUCAGGAUUGUAAUGAUUUGUUGGAUUUGUUCUUUUUCUUUCAACUCGUGGUGGAACCGAUGAUGAAUCAGUGGUGAAUUGCAUGA